Actinia tenebrosa (Australian red waratah sea anemone) is the source of this 1853-nucleotide messenger RNA. RefSeq lists its product as uncharacterized. Gene Ontology annotation, molecular function: glutathione gamma-glutamate hydrolase. Gene Ontology annotation, biological process: glutathione catabolic process. The record is from RefSeq and is a predicted model, not a curated record. Lineage: Eukaryota; Metazoa; Cnidaria; Anthozoa; Actiniaria; Actiniidae.
AACAAAGAUGGCGGACGAUUCACGUUUUCUAUUYAACUCUCGUCGUUCUUCAGUCUUAUCUCUCAAUGGAGCAGUGGCUUCAAGUCAACCUUUAGCCUCGAGAAUAGGAGUACAGAUUCUUAAACACGGUGGUAAUGCUGCUGACGCUGCAGUUGCUGUUGCUGCAGCGCUGAAUGUUACUGAGCCCUGUAGCACAGGAAUUGGUGGAGACGCUUUCUGCUUGUUUUAUGACUCACAGAAAAAAACUGUUAGAGGGAUCAAUGGAAGUGGAAGAGCACCCUCAAGGCUUACAUUGGAUCUGUUACACAGUAAGGGUUUAGCCCAUCCAAACACAAUACCUCGAUACUCCAGUCAUGCCGUCACUGUACCUGGUGCUGCUGCAUGUUGGGUUGAUACUAUUGAAACAUUUGGAAGCAAAAAGUUAAGUUUAAUGGAAAUUCUUCGGCCAGCAAUCAGYUUAGCCAAAAAUGGUUUUUCAGUUCAUCAUACUGCAGCUGCAAUGUGGAAAGCUAAUUCAGAAUGUCUCAUGAGCCCAGCAAACAAACAUGGGCAUGUAAUGCUCCUUGAUGGCAGGUCACCAGAAGAAGGAGAUGUGAUGAAAAUGCCGCAGUUGGCUCAAACGUUUAAGGAACUAGCAACCAAUGGCAAAGAUGGUUUUUACAAAGGACGCAUAGCAAACGCUAUUGUCAAUGUUGUAAAGGAACAUGGAGGAGUUAUGGAAUUAGAUGAUCUUGGUUGUCAUCAUUCCACAUAUGACCAACCAAUUUGCACUAACUAUAGGGGAAUAAAUAUCUGGGAAACGCCGCCAAAUGGACAAGGAAUCACAGCUUUAAUGGCGUUGAAUAUACUUGAAGGAUAUGACUUAAAAGGUAUGGGUCACAAUUCUGUAGAAUAUCUUCACACGKUAACAGAAGCACUAAGUCUGAGUUUCGCGGACUCCCUGUGGUACACAGCAGACCCCAGUAAAGUACACGUUCCAAUCAAAGAAAUGCUAUCUAAAGAUUAUGCAGCGAAAAGAAGAAAAAUGAUCAAGAAAGACAGGUGUCUAGAUGAAUACCAUCGUGGAACACCAUUCUCUAGCUCUGAUACCGUAUACUUUACUGUUGUUGAUGAACAAGGCAAUGCUUGUUCAUUCAUUAAUAGUAAUUAUCAAAAGUUCGGUACCGGUCUUGUACCUGAAGGUUGUGGCUUUACUUUACACAACCGAGGAUGCAGUUUUUCUCUCGAUCCGUCUCAUCCAAACGUAGUAGCUCCCGGCAAAAGACCCUACCAUACGAUAAUACCGGGGAUGGCUACAUAUGCCAAUACCGGGGAACUGUAUGCUAGUUUUGGAGUGAUGGGCGGCUUCAUGCAACCUCAAGGACACGUUCAGGUAAGAUCAGGAACUUUUAAGCUGCUUAUUGAACCUCAACAAGCACUAGACAUGCCUCGCCUGUGUAUCAGCCCGGGUCGUCAUGGCCCCAUAUUCCUAGAGGACGGAAUUCCCGAACACGUCGCAAGAGGGCUAAGAGAAUUAGGRCACAACGUGGAAAGUCCCAUCGUGGGACAUGAUAGAGCAGUAUUUGGUAGAGGUCAGAUUAUCGCUAGGAGGAAAGGCCACGCGAAGGGAGGAGGAGAUAUGGUUGUUUAUUGGACGGGAUCAGAUCCUAGAGGUGACGGAAUGGCUAUUGCUUACUAGAACCAAGGUCCAAUCAAUGGCGGACCAAAAUAGGGUUCMAAUAUUUAUUGAUUUAUGUGUUGGAUACCAGCAUCUCCACCGAGCCCCCCAGAGACCGGAAAUACUCGAUAUUGGGAAGCACGGGUUCCAGCUGAGGUGACCGCAUUCCCCUAAAGGGAUUUAUGGAACUAACUAU